This is a messenger RNA of Vicia villosa (hairy vetch), 477 nucleotides long. Its product is annotated as secreted RxLR effector protein 161-like. Lineage: Eukaryota; Viridiplantae; Streptophyta; Magnoliopsida; Fabales; Fabaceae. The transcript has a single exon. Bases 1 to 477 code for a protein of 158 amino acids. The record is from RefSeq and is a predicted model, not a curated record.
AUGGAUGAUUUGAAUCCUGCAUCCUUACCUAUCGAAACAAACUUGAAGUUGGAGAAGCAUGGAGAAGAAGACAAAGUCGAUGUAACUUUGUUCAAGCAAAUUAUCGGAUCUCUGAGAUAUGUGUGCAACAGUGGAUCUGUUAUAGGUUUCACAAUCGGAUUAUUGAGCAGAUACAUGAGUGAACCAAGAGUGUCACACAUGAAGACUGCGAGAAGAAUUCUAAGAUACCUAAAAAGAUCCAUAGACUAUGGAAUUCUAUUUCAACGAGACUCUGAAGGCGAAGAAGCAACAGUUACUUGCUUUUCAAAUGUUGAUUGGUGUGGAGAUAAGGAAGAUCAAAAAAGCACAACUGGAUAUUUCUUUCAAGUAUUUGGUGCCCUAAUUUUAUGGUGUUCGAAGAAACAACCUGUAAUGGCAAUAUCAACGUGUGAAGCUGAAUAUAUCGCAGGAUCCUAUGCUACAUGUCAAGCAAUUUGA